AUGUCCACGCAGUUGAUUCUAGCUGACGGUGGAGGACCGACUCAAUCGCCGACAAUGAAGAAGCUCGAAAGUUUCCCUCGAUUCAAGGAGCUGCCAAAAGAGAUCAGACUACAGAUUUGGGAGUAUUUGCUUCCUGGAACACGCGUCGUUCACAUGAACCCAACUCGAACAGAUCUCGGACCGGUGAGCCGGGUCUGGAGCAUCUAUCCUGUUGAACAGGACCCCAAUGAGGACGAAGACUCGAGGUUUUUUUGCCCGAGCUGGUGGAGAGAUGCUUUCUCGCGAGAAGGGAAAAUUUGUGGUAUCAACUACGGACCUAAGGCUCUUUGGGAACCCACAACGGCAUCCGAAUCUCUUUCGAAGAGUUUGACAACAUGCCAAGAGUCUUUUAGUGUCAUUACCGGAAACUAUGUACAAACCUUUGGAACCCUUGGCACAAUACCAAAGACUUGGUUCUCAAGUCGCGACGAUACAAUGUUCCUGAGCAUUAGUCUUCGACAUACAAAGCCCGGUAACUCAAUCUUCGAUCAAGAUCAUCCUAUCGACUUCAGGCUGGUAGAAAAGCUCGCGCUCGGAAAUCCUGGAUUCAGACCUUGCAGUGCGCCAUUUGUAGAUGCGAAAGCUUAUCCUGACUUUCUCGAACUUCUAUCAGGUUUCGAUAAUCUUCUAGAAGUCACGAUUGUAGACAGAUUUCCACCAUGUCCUAGCUAUUGGAGGAACACAUUUCCAGACUUGGUGCUCAUGGACUUCAUGGAAGUCGCUGUCUUGAUGGAAUGGUAUCAACCAGGAUACGACCCAAAGAACGACCGAAGUUUGCAGAGAUAUCAAGAGACAUGGAGCGUAAAGUCCAAAGCGGAUUUCACAUAUGAUAAAUUGGAAUUGGAACGCCAAUGGAAGUUAGCUGUCCAACAAGGCAAGCCGGCGAUCAAAACUUUGCCAAAGUUCGAUCGCAAACUUAUCUUGGAGUCUACGAACAAAGAAGCAUUCGAUCAAGCCAAAGAGGAUUAUUAUCGACAAAAGAAGGAAUACCGCAUGCGUAUCGCGGUAACGUCUUCUAACAUGGCGCCUUUUGAUGUCACCAUCGAUUCAACAACUACUGUAGAGGAUGUAGCAGAAGCAUACCGAGCUGCAAGAGGUCUUUCAGAUGAAGCAUGCAUCGCUAUCACCUGCGGUGGUCAGAGGAUUGAGGCAGGAACGAAACUUCUGGAUGUGGAAAACCUUUACGACGGUGAUGUCUUGAGUGUGCUAAGCCAAGGUGGAGAAGAAUUCGUUGACAACAGGUCAGGAACAGACAAGGGUGACGUCUGA
Molecule: messenger RNA, 1308 nt
Organism: Mollisia scopiformis
Lineage: Eukaryota; Fungi; Ascomycota; Leotiomycetes; Helotiales; Mollisiaceae
Exons: 2
Coding region: 1-1308 (435 amino acids)
Source: RefSeq, a predicted model, not a curated record